Messenger RNA from Olea europaea var. sylvestris, 2640 nucleotides. Its product is annotated as probable xyloglucan glycosyltransferase 6. The transcript has 5 exons. Lineage: Eukaryota; Viridiplantae; Streptophyta; Magnoliopsida; Lamiales; Oleaceae. Gene Ontology annotation, molecular function: glycosyltransferase activity. The record is from RefSeq and is a predicted model, not a curated record. Bases 183 to 2240 code for a protein of 685 amino acids. Gene Ontology annotation, cellular component: Golgi apparatus.
AUGGAUACUAAACCCUCUUCUUGACUUCUAAAUUUAGCUUCGUCUCUUCCAAGUUCAUACUCUCCUCCCCAUUCUACGGAUCCCAAUACACGGCAAUGAUCGGCCAUUGACACGGAAAAAUACACAGAUCCAAUCUAUAAAUACACUUACUCUUGUGUAUUUAUAUACAUAUUCAGUUAUACAUGUCUCCUUCACCAAACUAUGAAUUUCAAGAAUGGUGGAACAAGCAAAGAACGAGCGACCACAAUGACCUGUUAUCUUCAUCAGAAACUUCCAGUUUUUUGAAGGUUGAUAUACACAGUCCCUCCACGGAGGCGUCGGUGGGGGAGAAGGACCGGUCACGCAGUGCCCGCCAGCUUUCAUGGAUUUACCUCCUAAAGGUCCAUCAAAUCGCGCAUUUCUUGGCGUUUAUAACCAAUGGGUUUAUUACCCUUAUUCGCACCGCGAAGCGCCGUGUCUUAUCCAGAUCCUCCGGUUCUCACCGGUCUGAAUCGAGGUUUUAUCAAAUCAUUAAGUUUUUCUUGUUGAUUAGUGUUGUUCUGUUGAUUUUCGAGCUCAUUGCGUACUUUAAAGGCUGGCAUUUUAGUCCUCCGACUCUGGAAUCGGAAGUUGAGGACUUAGUAGAGUAUAUCUAUGCCAAAUGGUUAAUAAUAAGGGCGAAUUACUUGGCGCCGCCAUUGCAGAACUUGACAAAUGCGUGCAUCGUGCUUUUUAUGAUACAAUCGGUGGAUCGAUUGGUUUUGGUGCUGGGUUGUUUUUAUAUCAAGUUCAGAGGAUUGAAACCCGAGGCCGAGAUGGAUUACACAGAAGAUGUCGAAAAUGGGGGUAUGAAUGUCGAGGAUUAUCCGAUGGUGAUGCUGCAAAUACCCAUGUGCAAUGAGAGGGAGGUAUAUCAACAAUCUAUUGCGGCAGUAUGUAUUCAAGAUUGGCCUAGGGAGAGAAUGCUGGUUCAAAUACUGGAUGAUUCUGAUGAUGCAGAUGUUCAAGCCCUUAUCAAGGCAGAAGUCCAUAAAUGGCAACAGAAGGGUGUGCACAUCAUAUAUAGACACCGUCUUAUUCGCACAGGCUAUAAGGCGGGGAAUCUUAAGUCUGCAAUGAAUUGUGAUUAUGUCAAAGAUUAUGAGUUUGUUGCAAUAUUUGAUGCAGAUUUCCAGCCUGCACCAGAUUUUCUGAAGAAAACUAUUCCUUAUUUUAAGGGGAACGAUGAUCUUGCCCUGGUGCAAACCAGAUGGAGUUUUGUCAAUAAGGAUGAGAAUUUGCUGACAAGGUUGCAGAACAUAAAUCUGGCUUUCCAUUUUGAGGUUGAGCAACAAGUCAAUGGGUGGUUCAUUAACUUCUUUGGUUUUAAUGGAACUGCUGGUGUGUGGAGAAUCAAAGCCCUGAAGGACUGCGGUGGCUGGUUGGAGCGAACAACGGUUGAAGACAUGGAUAUUGCUGUUCGUGCUCACCUCUGUGGUUGGAAGUUUAUUUAUCUGAAUGAUGUCAAGUGUUUAUGUGAACUUCCUGAGUCUUAUGAAGCAUACAAAAAGCAGCAACAUCGCUGGCACUCAGGACCCAUGCAGUUGUUCCGCUUGUGCUUUAUUGAUAUACUGCAUUCGAAGGUGAGCUGGGUGAAGAAAGCAAAUCUGAUAUUUCUCUUCUUCCUCCUGCGGAAGCUUAUACUACCAUUUUACUCGUUUACUCUCUUCUGCAUUAUUCUUCCUUUGACCAUGUUCCUGCCAGAAGCUCAGCUGCCUUUCUGGGUUGUUUGUUAUAUCCCAGGACUUGUCUCUAUUCUGAACAUCCUUCCAUCUCCUAGGUCAUUUCCAUUUAUCGUGCCCUAUCUUCUUUUUGAGAACACCAUGUCUGUGACUAAGUUCAAUGCCAUGGUAUCAGGGCUCUUCAAGUUAGGAAGUUCUUAUGAGUGGAUCGUCACCAAGAAAUUGGGUAGAUCAUCAGAGGCAGAUUUAGUUGCCAUGGUGGAAAAUGAAACGGCACCUUUGGUGGAGAGUGGCGGGGUCCACAGGUCGUCCUCAGAAUCAGGUCUUGCCGAGCUUAACAAACUAGAAAUGACCAAGAAAACCGGGAAAAAAAGAAGAAACCGUCUGUACAGGAAAGAACUAGCUCUUGCAUUCAUUUUGUUGACUGCAUCGGUAAGAAGCUUGUUAUCUGCCCAGGGAAUCCACUUCUAUUUCCUCUUGUUUCAAGGUAUCACAUUCCUAGUCGUUGGACUUGAUUUGAUCGGAGAACAGGUGAGUUAAUGCAAUCGAUUUUUAUUGUGUUGCGAGCUCUCCUCAAUGGAUUAAUCCAGGAACACGAAAAGAAAUCGAGCAUUUAUCUUAUCAUUCACGUGACUUCGUGAUCCCAGGAAAGGUCCACAUUCAUACAUUCAACGAAAGAUUUAUUUCAUAUAUACCCUCAAUUGAUGCUUGAGUUGUAAGCAUCUCAUGAGAAGAGUAUAUAUUUUCAUCUGCAUCUACAUCUACAUCUACAUCUAUUAACAAUUUGAUUUUAUUGUACAUGUUGCCUGUGUAGGUUUUGCAGGUUUUUUGUUUUGAUUAAAUUUUCAAUCUUUAUCUUUGUAAUUGAGAAAUGACAAUGUGAUGUACAAUUACAUAUAUUUUUAUGGGGAAAGUAAACAUUCACUCGGGAGUUAAGUUA